CAACAAUAAUAAUAAUAAUUAAUAUAAUAAUAAAAGUGAUAAAUCAUGUUUGAACUUUUCUGAUCUGAUCUGAUCUGAUCUGAAUGUUUCUGAUCUGAUCUGAAUGUUUCUGAUCUGGUCUGAUCUGAUCUGAAUCUUUCUGAUCUGAUCUGAAUCUUUCUGGUCUGAUCUGAUCUGAUCUGAAUCUUUCUGAUCUGAUCUGAUCUGAUCUGAAUUUUUCUGAUCUGAUCUUAUCUGAUCUGAAUUUUUCUGAUCUGAUCUGAUCUGAUCUGAAUAAAAUAAGAAUAAGUAAUAAGUAAUAAGAAUAAGACGAACAGAACAGCACCAAAGACUUCAAUUAUUCAGCCACUCCAAAGUCCAAAGUAUACGUACGUUCAAACCAAGGUCCUCGGCUUAAUGGAAUUCCCCAACUUGACUUGGUAAAAUUAUUCCAAGGAAAAUGGCCCUCUUUGCCUGGCCUCAAAUUGCAGACGUGGUCUGCUCUUGACCAAAACUUUUAUGCGGAGUACAUCUCUUAGGAAAGGCAGAUGGAACACCCUCCUAUUAACUCAGAGGCAGGCCGCACAUGCCGACCACCUUCCGCCAGUGGAGACGGUGGUCGCGGCAGAACAAGGCCGGCCAGAGGACGCGGUUUCGUCAGGAGAUCUACUGAGCCUCGGACUAUACCUCCUCCGAGAAGGUGGACGAGCAACCUGCGUCUGACGGCUGAUGUCGAGCGGCGGCGCGGCAGCUCGGGCGGCAGACCCCGCUGUUGACGACGAACUACUGUGUUUCAGGCGGAGUUUUUCUACAGAUCGGGACGCCAAGACUGUAACGCUGCAGCGAGUUCCAUCCGGUGCCGCAGGACGCCUCAGGGGUUCCAUGCCAGCGGGGGCGGCUCCGAUGACUUCACAAAAUAGAUCCGGAAAAAAUCCGAAUUUGGACUUCCCAGAACCAUUUGUUUUUUCCUUCUUCUUCCUUUUGCUGAAACCAGUCCAUCGGGUAUCAAUUUUCUUUUUUCUUUUUGUUGAAAAUCAGUUCUUCAUCUCACGUUUGUUGUCGAAGCUGAAGAACAACGUGAAUCUUUUUGGACCGAUUCCCACAGACGGCGCCAGUGUUGAGUUUAAUCCAACACGAUAUAGUAAAUAUAUAUGUAUAAAUGUGUAUGAACAACUCAGUUUUUACUUGGAAACCCGAAAGGGAGAAAACCACGGGACUUUUUAGGCUAAUGUCCAAGCCCUCUCAAUUCUCAUUAGGACUCUCCUCACCAUUACAUAAUACAAUUUGAGCUCCCAUUAAUGGAGUCUUGCAAGCUAUUCUAGAGAAAGUAAAUGAGUUG
Messenger RNA from Cuscuta epithymum, 1318 nucleotides. The record is from the annotation of a GenBank genome assembly. NCBI's taxonomy places the organism in Eukaryota, Viridiplantae, Streptophyta, Magnoliopsida, Solanales, Convolvulaceae.